AUGAUUCAAAAUUCUAACACAACCAGUUUGAAGAAGCUAAAUAAUGAAGCUUUGAUUCGUAAAAAAAGUAUAGAGAUUUCGCGGUCUAAACCAGUUGUAACAGUUAAACAUAACAGACGCUAUACCACAGACCAGCUACAAAAAGCUUUAACAGCAAUUAAAUUUGGCAUGCCUAUAGCUAAAGCUUCAAGAGCCUAUAAUAUACCGGCAAGUACGAUUCGAGAUCAUAUGAAAGGCAAUAAAAGGAGAGUCGGUAGACCAUCAGAACUAACUCGUGCUGAGCAAAAUGUAAUCUCGGAUACAUUUAGUCAAAUAUUAUCCUGGGGUUACGAGUUGGACUAUUUUGAAAUUCGAAAAAUAAUUAAAAAUUAUCUUGAUAUGAACGGAAAAACUGUUGAGCGUUUUCGAAACAAUUAUCCAGGCCGAGACUUCGUUACUUCAUUUAUGACAAGGAAUAACUUACGGAAUAGACAAGCAAAGAACACCUUGCCGAGUAGACCUACAAGGAAAAUGAAAGCGAUUAAACUUGCCAUCGAUAAGGAAUGCGAGUAUAUAUCAGAUUUUUAUCUGAGGCUGGAAGCGGUGGGCGAUAUUGAACGUGAAAACUUAUUCAAUUUUGGCGAAAUCAUUAUCCCAAUUGACCCGAAUAUGAGAGAAGUCAUCUAUUAUAGAGGUACACGUAAAAUUGAGUUAGUUAGGGACCAUAUUAAAAAUAGCACCCAUGUAUCAGUAAUGGUUUGUGGAUCAGCGACUGGAGAAUGGCUACCACCUUUCGUUUGUUAUAAGUCCCCCCAUUUAUGUCCUUCAUGGACACUUGGUGGACCACUAGGCACUAUCUAUUCAAACACUGAAUUAGGCUGGUUUAACAUGAACACUUUCCAGCAGUGGUUUGAAUGUAUUCUACUAGCAUACACUAAGGAUCGUCCUGGGAAAAAGCUUGUUAUUGGUGAUAGCAUCAGCAGUCAUUUCUCACCACACCUAGUCCAGUUGGCUCGACAAAAUAGUGUAUGCUUUGCAUAUCUGUCCAGGAAGGCAUUUAAUCUAAAGCAGCCCCUAGAUCAUAUUUUUAAAUCAUGCGAAACAGCAUGGAAAGCUAUAUUGUCUAAAUAUCUGAAAGAAACGCAUCAGGGAAAUAGCACAAUCAUGGUUCACUUUCCCAAGUUGUUGAACGACUUAUGGAACCAAUUAAACCCAGAUAUGGCCAAUUUUUUGAUUAAUGGCUUUAAAGCUACUGGGUUAUAUCCUCGAAAUUCAAAUGCUCCUUUACAGCUCUUGCAUUCUGAAAUUUAA
Molecule: messenger RNA, 1290 nt
Organism: Trichoplax adhaerens
Lineage: Eukaryota; Metazoa; Placozoa; Uniplacotomia; Trichoplacea; Trichoplacidae
Exons: 2
Coding region: 1-1290 (429 amino acids)
Cellular component (GO): nucleus
Molecular function (GO): DNA binding
Source: RefSeq, a predicted model, not a curated record